AUGUACCACACACGAUUCACCCGCUGCCCAGACCCGCACUGCAAGAAAUACCCAACAAUAGCCAAGCCAAGAAUCUACCAAACCCUAAUCGCAGGCAUGGCUCUAGCACUAGGGAUAUGGUUCCUAUUCAUCGAGCUGUACGAAAAUGAACAGCGCUGGCGCAAGAAUGCAGGUGUGGCUAUCUUUCACGGAGAUCUACCUCCCGCACCGCACUAUUUGCCUGGAAGGGUUCCGUCGCUUGCGAAUGAGCGGGUUGAAAAGUCUACGCCUGUCGACGUUGAUAUGGCUAUGCCGGCGCGUCAGGUUGGGGUUGUUGAACAUCGAUUUAUGGCUUGA
Penicillium antarcticum is the source of this 336-nucleotide messenger RNA. RefSeq lists its product as uncharacterized. The transcript has a single exon. The coding region runs from base 1 to 336 and encodes 111 amino acids. Lineage: Eukaryota; Fungi; Ascomycota; Eurotiomycetes; Eurotiales; Aspergillaceae. The record is from RefSeq and is a predicted model, not a curated record.